Molecule: messenger RNA, 474 nt
Organism: Plasmodium yoelii
Lineage: Eukaryota; Apicomplexa; Aconoidasida; Haemosporida; Plasmodiidae
Product: calcium-binding protein, putative
Exons: 1
Coding region: 1-474 (157 amino acids)
Molecular function (GO): calcium ion binding
Source: RefSeq, a predicted model, not a curated record
AUGGAUGAAAAGAUAGAUGAUAAAAAAAGAGAAAGUAACUACAAAUUUUUAAACUCUGAUGAAAUAAACAAUUUAGAGUAUAUUUUUAAUAAAAUAAAAAAAAAUAAAAAUGAAAAUGUACCUAUACAAAAUAUAGAAAAAUUCCUUCUUAAAAAUCAUAAUGAAGAAUUAUGUGAUGAUCUAGUUAGCUAUUUUCACAUAUAUGGUAGUACAGUAACGCUAGACGAUUUUAUAAGUCAUUUAAAUUGUGAUAUUAAUGAAUUUAAAUCAAAAGAAAAAAUUAAAAAUUUAUUUGAAAUACUUGAUGAAAAUAAAAAGGGAUUUAUAACAUCGAAAGAUUUUAUUAAUGCAGCUAAAGAAUUUGACAACGAAUUUAAGGAGGAUAUAUUAAAAAAUAUAUUCAAAAUUAUAGACUUGAAUAAUAAUAAUAAAAUAAUUUUUGAUGAAUUUAAAAAUGCUAUAUGGAAUAUUUAG